GUGUAAUUAAAGAUUUAUUAUUGAUGUAUUGAAGAAAAGAAUUUGAGAAUCUCUCCAUUGAACAAUUCAUAAGUUUAAAAUUCCAACAUCAUGUCAACAUUGGAGGAUAAAAUUUUGGGAGAAAAAUUACACUACUACUGCAGCAGUUCUAGUGAAGAUGAUGGAAAUGAUUCUGGAGAUUCCGAUAAAGAAUGUGAUGAUGUCAAAUAUACUGACAAUACUGCACAAUAUAUUGCACCUUCAUAUUCGGAAUGGGAUGGAACUUCCAGUAAUACAGGACCUAAAGGUGUUAUAAAGGAUUGGCAGCGAUAUAAACAGUUAGAAGCAGAAAAACGAGAAUCACAAGAGAAAGAAAGACUACAGUUGAUCAACAAAUUGAGUUUAACAUGCCGCAGUGCUUUAGAUGAAGAAAAGGAAAAACUGAAUGAGACAGAUCCAGAGUUGGCAAAUUUAUUAAGUGAUGAAUUUCUUCUAGAAUAUCAGAAACAAAGAAUGAAAGAAAUGCUUGCAAAAACAGAAAAACUUUUUGGAAGAGUUAUCGAUUUGGAGAACACAGAUCAAUUUUUACAAGCCAUUGAUGGAGAAGACAAAUCAAUAAUUGUUAUCGUUCACAUUUACGAGGAUAAUGUAUCUGGCUGUGAAGCCAUGAAUGGAUGUUUAAUAUCUCUUGCAGAAGAAUAUCCUUAUGUCAAAUUUUGUAAAAUUCUAGGUUCAAUUGCAGGUCUCAGCAAACAAUUCAAAAAAUUUGGUGUACCAACAUUGCUGGUGUACAAAAAUGGACAAGUAAUAGGAAACUUCAUUCAUGUUACGGAUCAUCUGGGAGUAGAUUUUUAUUCAUCAGACGUGGAAGCAUUCCUUAUCGAACAUGGAAUUCUCGCUGAUAAAAAUUGCAUACCUCUUAUUGUUUUGAAGAAUGAAAAUAAGGUUUCCGAUAGCGAAUAAAAAGUUAUUCUGUUUAAGAUAAUUCAUUAAUAUAUUUUAAUAAAUCAAAAUAACUUACUUAAUAACACUUACACCAUACAAUAUUUAUCAAGAGUUUAUUCAAUACAAUAAGAUGUAAAUGCA
Acromyrmex echinatior (Panamanian leafcutter ant) is the source of this 1065-nucleotide messenger RNA. Its product is annotated as phosducin-like protein 1. The record is from RefSeq and is a predicted model, not a curated record. NCBI's taxonomy places the organism in Eukaryota, Metazoa, Arthropoda, Insecta, Hymenoptera, Formicidae. Gene Ontology annotation, biological process: regulation of G protein-coupled receptor signaling pathway.